This is a messenger RNA of Micromonas commoda, 1541 nucleotides long. RefSeq lists its product with no specific name. The coding region runs from base 191 to 1360 and encodes 389 amino acids. The transcript has a single exon. Gene Ontology annotation, molecular function: Hsp90 protein binding. NCBI's taxonomy places the organism in Eukaryota, Viridiplantae, Chlorophyta, Mamiellophyceae, Mamiellales, Mamiellaceae. The record is from RefSeq and is a predicted model, not a curated record.
UGACCAUGACAACAGCCUAAAUCUUCUCCACGCUUCGUAGCCUGCGGUGUCUCCCCCUUCAGACAACUAAGUCACGGAGCAGUCAAGAAACGAAACUAAAUUUUCGGAUACCCACGACCACUAUUCCUUUCUUCUCCAGGAGCGAAGGAGCGAACACCCAAGAGGUAAUGUAAACGCGAGUUACUCGAAAAUGAACAUAAAUAACUUACCUUCAAACGACAAAACUGGCUGCACCGGUCCCCCGCAAACUUUUAAGUCUCGCACCAGUGACGAUCAAACGCUGCCCGCUCUCUUCUGGGAUGGCGGGGAAAAUUGGAUAAACGAGGAUGAUUGUGCCGAUUUUGCCGCUUUGCAGUCCCUAAAGCGCGAAACGACCACUCCAAAAGAGCGCGCGGAGCGCUACAAGGCAGAAGGGAACGAGGCAUUGAAGUUUAUGAAGAACAAACUUUAUGUCCGAAAGGCUGUCCAGUUCUACACCCUCGCUUUGCAAGAAAAAUUCGACGAUGCAGCCUUGCGGUCUAUAUUAUUUGGGAAUCGUGCACAAGCGGCAUUGAUCCUUGGAAACUACCGAAAAGCACAUGUCGAUGCAGAGAGAUGCGUGGGAUUAGAUCCUGCAAACGUGAAAGGCUGGUUUCGAGCUGCUAAAAGUGCCAUCGAGCUUAACGAUCCUGUUAAGUGUAUGAAAAUGUGCACCGAAGGGCUCGAACUAGACCCCAAAAAUAAAGAGUUGAACACGUUACUGGCCGAUGCAAGAAAAACAAAAAAAACGAAGGACAUGCAACUGCAACGGCGGCAAUAUCGUGAAAGUCAUGCAAAACUUUACAUCCGCGAGAUAGUGAAAAGGGGCUUGCAGUUUGGCCCUCCUGGAUUUGCAACUGGAGAGCGCUUCCCCGAACUGUCUGCGCAGAACUUUCUGUCCUAUUGGGUACUAUUUCUCUAUCCUGAAGUCAUGCAUACUGACGUAAUUGAGGAUUUUGAUGAGCGGCAAAAAUUCUCGACGCAGCUUGACCUUAUGUUUGGACCGGAUGUGCAAGCGCCCGAAUGGGACACUGCAGGUGCCUACAAGAGAGACAGGUUAGAAAUAUACUACAUCACAAACUCAGCACCUGCUUAUCCGGCAAGUGUUUUUGAGCAAAAGGUGUUGAGCUCAAAUUGUGCAGGCACUUGUGCUGCAAAGGAUUUCGAGUUGACAGAGCGAGCGAAAUUGGAAAUGCGUAAAGUCCUUGUCGACGAAACUUGCAGUUUGGCUGAUAUACUGACAGCAGAUGGACAUGUCAUAUGUGGGCAUCCAGUGUUUUACGUCGUUGCCCUGGGGACAAAGUUUCGGGAAAGAUUUUUGAAGGAUGCGUGGAAGCUCUAGGUGUUGCUGACGGCAUGUUUGAUGUUUAAUCAUGAUUCGAAACAUUAAUCUUGAUUCCGCAGACUGCCGUGACUCGACUCUACCCGCGCACUAAAAAAGUCGUAAAUCAUGUUCGAGUACGCGGCCUGAUUCAUGACGUUUCGAGCACGAAACUGACAUGGAAAAAGCUCCAACGGAUCCA